GUCACCAUCCAUUUCUAGAAUAUUUUCAUCUUCUUAAUCUGAAACUCUAUACCCACUAAAUAUAACUCCCCAUUCCAUUCCCCCAUCCUUUCUUUUUUUAACUGAAAUUUCCAGUUUUGCAUUUUUGGGGUGUGAGUAUAUAUGUAUGUGCUUUGCUGAGAAUUUAACUGCAGGCCUCAUGCUGGCUAGUCAAGCACUCUACUACUAAGCUGCCCUUAAAAUUCCCAGUUUUUAAUCUUGCUGACAGAAUAUUUUUUGGAUAGGUUUCUACCCUUCACUCCAUCCUGUUACAAACCUCAUACAGGUCCCAGCUGUGUGUGUGAACUUGAGACCAUUUUUGUGUUUCUACAGGGACCCAUUCACUUCACCACCACUACCUAACCCUAUCAGAGCCAUGCCCAGGCCUCCCGAAGUUUCUGGCUGUGGGCUAUGUGGAUGACCAGCCCUUCAUCUGGUAUGACAGUCGCAGAGGGAAGGCUGAGCCUCAGGCCCCGUGGAUGGCACUAGUGGAUACCCAGUAUACUGGGAGACAGAAACCCAGAAACAGAGGGCCUGGGAGAAGGUGCAGCAGGUGGAGAUGUGGACGGUGAUGGGCUACCACAAUCAGAGUGGCGGUACACACAGUGCUCAGCGCAUGUUUGGCUGUGAGAUCCAGGAAGAUGGCAGGUCCAGAAGCUUCUGGCAAUUUGGCUUCAAUGGACAGGACCACCUGUCUCUGGACCUAGAGACACUGAGCUGGGUGUCAGCAGAGCCAGUGGCUGUGCGGACCAAGCGCUGGUGGGAGAUGGAGCGCUGCUAUGCAGAGUUCGACAAGGCCUACCUGGAAAGCCUCUGCCUCAUCUCCCUGCACAGGUAUCUGGAGCUGGAAAGCCAGAGCCUCACUCAGAUAGAGCCUCCCAUGGUGCAGGUGACAAAGCACACCACCCAGGAUGGGACCAUGCUGAGAUGCUGGGCCUUGGGCUUCUACCCACCAGACAUCUCACUGAGCUGGUGGCUGGGUAGGAAGGAGCUGGUCCUGGAGACUGAGCAUGUGGAGACACGCCCCAGUGGGGAUGGCACUUAUCAGACAUGAACA
Molecule: messenger RNA, 1075 nt
Organism: Marmota flaviventris (yellow-bellied marmot)
Lineage: Eukaryota; Metazoa; Chordata; Mammalia; Rodentia; Sciuridae
Source: RefSeq, a predicted model, not a curated record